AUGAAGAAGGAUAGCUACACAGAGCUCACAACACGAAAUAGACCCUGGGGUGUAACCACUAAUGAUGAAAUUGAUCUCCCCGAGACUUGUGAUGAGGUUGGAGAAAACAAGAUAGAAUUAGAUCUUCAAGAACCAUCUGUUGUUCGCAUCAUUAAGGACAACUCAGAAGGUUUAGACUGGGAUACAGUAAUGCACAAGGCAGAAGAUGUUGAUGGAUAUACCAGCAGUGACAGGAGAGGAAAAAACUUUUAG
This is a messenger RNA of Entrophospora sp. SA101, 252 nucleotides long. The record is from the annotation of a GenBank genome assembly. NCBI's taxonomy places the organism in Eukaryota, Fungi, Glomeromycota, Glomeromycetes, Entrophosporales, Entrophosporaceae.